AUGUCCAUCCUCAGGAUCCAAAUCCCAGACAGAAGACCAGAACAGGAGGACAAUGAUGCAUAUGCAUCACUUCUACAGAGGCACAGGCGCUGUGAUGCCAUCAGGUGCCGUCACCCUGAAGGCAGGGAGCUGGCAGAAGAAGAGGGGCCCUGGCAGCUGCUCCUGUGCAGCUCCUGUGCUGCUGAGGGCACCCACCGACAGUGCUCCUACCUGAACAACACAACAGCCAUGUGGGAGUGUGACAGAUGUGCUGGCCUGGGUACCGCUUCCAGCAGCAACUCAGAGCUUGCCAGCUCCAGCACUGCCAACCAGGACAGGCAAGGGCCGUCCCACAGCCUCCAGGAACAUGAGGACAGCUGUUCCAGCCCCACUAGCCAGGCAGCAUCAGAGCCAUCAUACAGUUCCCAGCUGCCAGAGCUCAGCUGCCAGAGUAGAGAGCUGGGGACAGAACACAGGACAAUCCCCUCAUGUUUACCAGAGGAUAUGGCUGAGCAGCACCAAAGAUGCCACAGGAGCAGACAAACAGCAGCCCAAAGUGCUGAGUGUUGCUCCCGCACCUCCACCAGAAGGGGCACAUCAGAAUCUUCCAGAGAGUCCCCAGGGGCUGCACGCAGGAGGCGUCCCAGGCAGCGGAGAACAAGCCGCACACCAAGCCGCACACGAAGCCGCUCCCCGCUGCAAGGUCGGGCCUCGAGUUCCCAGAGCCGGCCAAGAAGACGCCAUGGGAGCAGAGGAACACCAGCUCCUCGUGAUCAGAGCAGCAUCCGCAGAUCAGCAAGAUUGGCAACACUGAGGUCCUCGAGGGCUUCCCCAGUGCCUGAACAAAGGGGACGAUCUGUGCAUGGAGCGCAGGCUCUCACAGAAAGCCGUUACCCAGCAAGGUGCAGAGAUUAA
Molecule: messenger RNA, 894 nt
Organism: Lagopus leucura (white-tailed ptarmigan)
Lineage: Eukaryota; Metazoa; Chordata; Aves; Galliformes; Phasianidae
Product: G2/M phase-specific E3 ubiquitin-protein ligase-like
Exons: 4
Coding region: 1-894 (297 amino acids)
Cellular component (GO): nucleus
Source: RefSeq, a predicted model, not a curated record